Rasamsonia emersonii CBS 393.64 is the source of this 2421-nucleotide messenger RNA. Its product is annotated as Membrane bound cation transporter. The transcript has 6 exons. Gene Ontology annotation, biological process: calcium ion transmembrane transport; intracellular calcium ion homeostasis. Gene Ontology annotation, molecular function: calcium:proton antiporter activity. The record is from RefSeq and is a predicted model, not a curated record. The coding region runs from base 1 to 2421 and encodes 806 amino acids. Lineage: Eukaryota; Fungi; Ascomycota; Eurotiomycetes; Eurotiales; Trichocomaceae. Gene Ontology annotation, cellular component: fungal-type vacuole membrane.
AUGAACGAAUCCUCUGACGAUCCACCGCCUAUAGAUCGCACCGGCAUCUGGGACCGUACCAAUGCAUAUGCCUUGAACCUCCGAUCGUUUGGAACCCCUCGUCACAGCGAUCGCCACUGUGAUCGUAGUAGUCAUCUCGUCACGAGCCCGUCAGACACUCGCCCAGCAGCUCCCAACGAUGGCCUCCAUCCUCAGACUGCGUCUUCACCUACAGGCGCUCAUCAAACGUCAAUUACUCAGCAGUCGUCUAGUGAUCAGGUCGAACAUGGCUCGAUAUCGUUGUCUCCUACAGGAUCCAUUCCCGUGGGUGCGCAUGAUCGAACGAAGGCUCCCUCCGUAGGAUCGGAGGGCAGUCCGAACGUUUUCUUCCGGUUAUAUAUAUAUGCCAAGAUGGUUGUGGUUUCGAGCUGGGUAAAUUGGCUUCUCUUUUUUGUCCCUGCCGGAAUCGCCCUGGGUGCCUUGCAUCGGAGCAUGGGCGAUGAAAGCCCGGUAAGCCCGACUGUGGUAUUCGCGAUCAAUGCCAUUGCAAUUAUUCCCCUCGCCUCGAUGCUUGGCUACGCUACAGAAUGUGUUGCCUCAAAUAUGGGUGAUACAAUUGGUGCUCUCCUGAAUGUGACGUUUGGCAAUGCAGUGGAGCUUAUUAUCUUCAUGUACGGUUCUGUCAUAUUUCCCUCAACCUGGGCAUUUGUUUCAGCUACCCUGCUAUUCGACCAAGUUGCCAUCGUUCAGGCGUCACUUCUCGGAUCCAUCCUGGCCAAUCUACUGCUGAUCCUGGGCAUGUGCUUUUUGUUUGGCGGGCUUCGGUUCCGUGAACAGCUCUACAAUUCCGCCAUUACUCAGAUGAGUGCUUGCCUUCUUAGUCUGAGUGUGAUCAGUCUUCUCUUGCCUACUGCUUUUCAUGCCUCUUUCAGCGCCAUCAAGGCUGCGGAUGCCGCUGUCGUUAAGGUCAGCCGCGGUACCAGCGUUGUUCUGCUUCUGGUUUACAUCCUCUAUCUGCUUUUCCAGCUGAAGUCGCAUGCUUAUAUCUACGAGAGCACACCUCAACACAUGAUCGACGAGGAGUCCCAUCCCGGGGUCCUCGCAGAGAUGCUGCAUUCUUCACCUAGCUCCGACACGUCCAGUGACAACGACAGCGAUGCCACCUCGGGUUCCAAUACCACAGUGAAACGUAUCAGAAACGCGCUCCGAAAGAAGAGAAGACGCAAAUCUAGCUUCGCCUCAAAGGAGACCAACUCGGUUCCGUCGCUCCCGUCCUUCAUUCGAACAGUAUCGUCUGGUUCUCGUGCCGUAGACUUACCAUCGGUCAACGACACUUCAGAAACUCUUCCUGAUCAUGGAGCCAAUGGACUCGAGGCGAAUCAGGCUGGAGAUACGAUACCUGAGAAGCAAUCGGCAAAGGUGUCAAACCCCUCGUCCGAGGUGACCUCGCGUGACUUUGAAACCAUGCAAAUGAAAAAGACUACCGGUGAAUCUUUCCAGAAGACAAAAAGCAUGCCACAUGGUCGACACAAGCAUCGCAAAGGCCGAAAAGCACAUGAGAACACAGAUGAGAGCGAUGAGGAAGCUUUUCCAUGGAUUGCCCCUGUUUCCCCAUCUGAUCGUUUUCCACCACCGCGCGGUGACGUACAGAGACGUUCGUUCAAUAUUCGUAACUUGCCCUAUAAGCCAGCACUCUCCCAUGUAUUGGCAUCGAGUAUGUUGUCACCCUCCGCGCAACCUGCGCAGCUGGAUAUGCCGGGUCCCGUCUCCGAAGUCAAGCCGCCGCGAUCAUAUCUCCGUCGCGCUAGUUCUCUGCCAGAUCGUCUGAAUGGGACGCUUGUCGCCACGUCGAUACCGUCUGCUCAGCCGUUACCCCACCUAGUCUCUAAGAAGCGGGUCGAGAUAAAGGAAAACGAAGAUAAGCCAAGAUUGCCUCGUGCCUCUGCGAUAAUUUUACUCUUAGUAACCACUGGCUUGGUCGCAGCUUGCGCGGAAUUUCUUGUCGACUCCAUUGACUACCUCGUUGACAGCACUGGAAUAAGUCAAGCAUUCAUCGGCCUGAUUAUCUUGCCUAUUGUGGGCAAUGCUGCUGAGCAUGUUACUGCAGUCACAGUUGCCAGCAAAAACAAGAUGGAUCUUGCAAUCGGCGUCGCACUGGGCAGCAGCAUACAAAUUGCUCUCUUUGUGACACCGGUCAUUGUGCUGCUUGGAUGGUGCUUAAAUACCGAAAUGUCUCUCUACUUCAGUCUCUUCGAGACUAUCUCGCUAUUUGCGUCGGCCUUUAUUGUCAAUUAUCUUAUGCUGGAUGGUCGCAGCAACUAUUUGGAGGGUGCUUUGUUGAUUGCCGCCUAUGUUAUCAUUGCAGUGGCGGCCUUCUUCUACCCUUCAUGUGAGAAUAUGAGUACUGCCAAUGGCGGACCUUCUGAUGCGUCGUGUCACUAG